CCUCUUUAUCCUCAUCUUCAUCUGCCUCCUUUACUUCAUACUUCUUUCGCUUCAAUUUGCUCUUCCACCUUAAUGGCAUUUCUCUGCUUUGGCACUACUUCCAGGCUUUGCACACUCUCUUUAAGUUUUAAAUGAAAGGGCCAACUCUGUUGUGUCAUGUUGUCUCUAUUGCUCGGCUAACUUCCCAGUACACUCAACAAUGCCAUUUCACCGAACUGUGACCACCGCCACGCAUCACUACCACCACCACCACCACCACUAAAUGCUCGUCUUCAGAUCCUGGAGGUAUGAUGCCUCUGGAGUCUUAACAAGUCAUGCCCCAUCUCGUUGUUGCAUUCGCCCCGCUCAUUCGUGGGCCCUUGUCCGCCAGAAGAAGGUUAUUCACAGACAACAUCGCAGAACACAUGCGCUUCUGAUACCCGUGUACGAGGGUAGCGCUCUCCAGCAAUGGGUAACAGCAUUUGACAUUUUUAAAACUUACAACCGGACACGGGGCUUCCAUCCCCGUCUCCGCCCGCCCGGCACACUGCAUCUAACGGUGGGAAUGUUAAACCUGGACACCGAAAGACUCGUAAAGAAAGCAUGUCGAUUCUUCGAGUGCCUCGAUCUCGAUGCCAUCAGACGCUUGGCAGACCAAGAGGCCUUCAGACAGAUCGUGGGCUAUGUCCCUGCAGAACCUUCCCCGCAAGAUAAGCCUUUUACUUCAUCGCCAGCUGGCCCCCCUCAACCACUCACCGUCACCAUUGAAAACCUGGUUGGGGCGCCUUCACCCGAAGCAGCCUAUCAUCUUUACGCAGUUCCUGUUGAUCCUACUCUACGCCUCUACUAUUUCAUGAUUUAUCUUCGCCAACGCUUCAUUCAAGCCGGCUUCGUCUUCGACGAUCAUACCGAGGAGGAUGAUUAUUCUGCCUAUAUGCUGGAACAAGAUCAACCUCCCACAGAGCGGUCGAGCGAGGACGAGCUCACCCCGGCUACGGCCUCAGUGGACGUGACGGAAGACUGCUCGGUCUCUCCUGCUGUGGAAUCUUCCCCCUCUCCUUCCACUUCUCUCAAGAAUCUGUCUGAGGACGUUUCUCGGCCCCUUAAUCCACCAAGCACCAAGUCAUCGCCCCCGGCCAAGGUUAGCCCGAUUUGGAAACCAUCCUACAUCCAUGUCACCGUAGCAAGCAUGUGUUCUCGUUUGAAUGGUGCUUUAUUGCAAAACUCAAUAGACGUGAGGGAUCUUGUCGCCCAUUUUCAGGAUUAUCACCUCGACGAAGAAAGAACAAUGCCGCGCCGCGAACAGAUCACUUCUAAUGUCCUGAAGUCGAAAGCGGACCUUUUUGCUAAGUACUUGGCGGAGGAGGAGAAGAAUGGAGAAGACAGUUUCGAAGGGGAUCGACAUGUAGUGUCGGUUAGCAUGCCUGGGGAACCCGGGGACUCCCAGAACAGCGUACGUCGGACGCUUAAGUCUUUCACUAAGCCAAACCCUUUCGUCUGGGCCAAAAAUAUUCGUCUCGAAACUCUGCAGCUAUGCCCCUUGAUGAGGGAGUUUGACAAGUGUGAUCAAUCAUCCCCAAUCGGGAGAGCGCGGAAAAAGAUGCAUCGGGUUCUUCUCGAAAAAAGCUUGCUGUAGUCAAUAUAAGAAAUGAUGGGGAUGGCGACCUCUGGCACAGCUUUUUACGUGAAAACUGCACACACGUACACCGUGUGUGGUAUCGCUUGUGCUGAAGGGCAUGUAAAAAAGUGCGGCUUUUAAACUGGAGCAGCAUAGGAUGCAACUAAUGUAAACCAAGUCUUCUACAAUUGGACGUAUGAGUCAGGACUCAA
Aspergillus saccharolyticus JOP 1030-1 is the source of this 1809-nucleotide messenger RNA. RefSeq lists its product as uncharacterized. NCBI's taxonomy places the organism in Eukaryota, Fungi, Ascomycota, Eurotiomycetes, Eurotiales, Aspergillaceae. Gene Ontology annotation, biological process: DNA alkylation repair; regulation of DNA-templated transcription. The coding region runs from base 263 to 1615 and encodes 450 amino acids. Gene Ontology annotation, cellular component: nucleus. The transcript has a single exon. The record is from RefSeq and is a predicted model, not a curated record.